Messenger RNA from Phialemonium atrogriseum, 207 nucleotides. Its product is annotated as ribosomal protein S28e. The record is from RefSeq and is a predicted model, not a curated record. NCBI's taxonomy places the organism in Eukaryota, Fungi, Ascomycota, Sordariomycetes, Cephalothecales, Cephalothecaceae. The transcript is spliced from 3 exons. Gene Ontology annotation, cellular component: ribosome; cytosolic small ribosomal subunit. Gene Ontology annotation, molecular function: structural constituent of ribosome. Gene Ontology annotation, biological process: translation; maturation of SSU-rRNA; ribosomal small subunit assembly. Bases 1 to 207 code for a protein of 68 amino acids.
AUGGAUUCCUCCAAGGCCCCCGUAAAGCUUGUGAAGGUCACCAGAGUCCUCGGCCGAACCGGCUCUCGUGGUGGUGUCACCCAGGUUCGCGUCGAGUUCAUGGACGACCAGACCCGGUCAAUCAUUCGGAACGUCAAGGGCCCAGUCCGUGAGGAUGACAUCCUCUGCCUACUCGAGUCCGAACGCGAGGCCAGACGUCUGAGAUAA